Molecule: messenger RNA, 1189 nt
Organism: Setaria italica (foxtail millet)
Lineage: Eukaryota; Viridiplantae; Streptophyta; Magnoliopsida; Poales; Poaceae
Exons: 4
Coding region: 464-892 (142 amino acids)
Source: RefSeq, a predicted model, not a curated record
GCGGGCCGCCGCUCCUCCUGGCCGCGCGCCGCCGCACGCCUCCCUGCGCGCCCCGGUCCUCCCCGCGCCUCCGCCGAACAACGGCCCGGGCCGAAUCGGGCGGGGUCAACGCCGGCGACGCCCGGAUUGGCGGCGAGACGUCGCCUCUGCUUCGACCGCGGUGCCAUGGAUGGGGAGUAGGGAGAAGGUUUUACUGUGUCCGUGGGAGCUGGCGGCGGUGGGGUCGGAUGCAGUGCCGACGGCGGUGAGCGGCAUGCCCGAGGGUGGGAAACCGCGUGCGAGCGCACGCGCCAGCAACGGCGGCAACGACGGGUGCGUGGACUGCCGGCGGCCCCUCCUCUUUCUGCCUGCCUACGCCAGAUCCGGCGGCUGGGAGAGCACGCAUGGUUGGCGCACACAGCUGCUGCGGUGGUACGACGUGCACUGGCGCGACCUCCCGUGGUGACGCGCCAGCGGCGGCGAGAUGUUGGAGGUGAUGCUACAGCAGAUGCGGGUGCCCGUCGUGUGUCAUCGUCGGCUACUACGACCGGUGGAUGGCGCGGUGGCCCACCGUGCGGAUCCUCGCCGCCGCCACGCAGGAGGAGAUGAACGAGAUGUGGGCGGGGCUCGGCUACUACUGGAGGGCUCGAUUUCUUCUGGAGGGGGGAGAACUUGGAAAAAAUCUUACUAUCCAAUUACGCUUUGGACCAUAGAGAAAUCUUUGCACGAAAAUGCUCCUCUAACCUAUCUGAAAUUUGUCCAGUCCACAUUCCGCAACGUAGUUUCAGAUGAGUUUCUUUUUCAAAAGAAGGGGUCCCAGAUGAAUUCCCAUUUGACAAACUGUUGGUUAUAUGCUGCCGUCUUUGUUCAGCAUCGCCAUUUGGCUUCACUUCUGUCAGUAGCAUGUCUAUAAGCUGAUCACACCAUUCUCUCGUUUCAACUAUGUAGAAGAACAUUCUUGUAUUAUCGGGCAAUUACGGCAACGAUUGUUGUUGUGCAUAGUUUUGAUUUGUUCACAAAGACUUUGCUUCGGUUGCAUUAUUCUUUGUGCAAGCUAGGGGAUAAACUGCUCGUUGAUAAGAGUAGCAUUCCUGUCUAAUGGAACUGUGCUCAAAGGAGCAGCAUGGUAGCAGCGAAAGCUGCUUGUGUACAUUAUGUCCAGACUCUAGCAUGUAAUUCCAAGAAGUGAUUUUAGGCAUCAAAAGAAAAA